ACGCGUGACGUCACAUGUAAACACCACCAGCCCUCCCGUUGCCUGCAGCUCCUCUUCAGCUUUCCGCCGAGCAGCGAUGUUACAACUAAAGAACCGCAUGCGAUACAGCACGCCGGGCGUCGCCGCCGCGAAGCUCUUUUCCUCCGUUCCAGCUAAGAACCCCGUCGUGUAUUUGGAUAUCGAGGCCGACAAUGAGCCUCUUGGAAGAAUAACUAUUGAGUUGAAUGCAGAUGUAGUGCCAAAGACUGCAGCAAACUUCAGAGCACUGUGCACUGGGGAACUUGGCUUUGGAUUCAAGGGAUCUGUGUUUCACAGGGUCAUACCUGAGUUCAUGUGUCAGGGGGGGGAUUUCACCCACCACAACGGCACUGGAGGGAAAUCUAUAUAUGGCAAGACGUUUAAAGAUGAAAACUUCAAAUUAAAACACACUGGUCCAGGAACUCUUUCAAUGGCAAAUUCAGGGCCAAACACUAACGGCUCCCAGUUCUUCAUCUGUACGACCAAAACUGAAUGGCUUGAUGGUAAACACGUGGUGUUCGGGCAGGUCAAGGAAGGUAUGGAUGUGGUCAGCAAGAUGGAAUCCUUUGGUUUACAUGACGGCGGUGUGAUUAAGAAAAUUGUCGUCACUGACUGUGGGGAGAUCAAAUAACAACUAAGAUCACACAUGGACUUCUGUUGGAUGACUCAGCAUGCAACCAUUGGGUAUUUACUUUAUAUUUCGUUCUGUGGUGUUCAUGACACCUUCAAGGAGGAACUGUCACAGGCGAUUCUGCUGUUUUACUGUUGAUUAUGAUGUCAGAAGAUCUCUUGCUUUUCUGAGUUUGAACUUGAACCAUUUUUAUACAAGCACUAAGUCAUGUCUAUGUUCAAUGCUGUUAUUGCGCAAUUUGCCACUUUCUGCCAAAUAAAAUGACCGUUUUCAGAAAGUU
This is a messenger RNA of Perca flavescens (yellow perch), 929 nucleotides long. It is a transcript of the gene ppifa, whose product is annotated as peptidylprolyl isomerase Fa. Gene Ontology annotation, biological process: protein peptidyl-prolyl isomerization; protein folding. Gene Ontology annotation, cellular component: mitochondrion; cytoplasm. The transcript has 6 exons. The coding region runs from base 77 to 649 and encodes 190 amino acids. Gene Ontology annotation, molecular function: cyclosporin A binding; peptidyl-prolyl cis-trans isomerase activity. The record is from RefSeq and is a predicted model, not a curated record. Lineage: Eukaryota; Metazoa; Chordata; Actinopteri; Perciformes; Percidae.